AUGGCCAUGGAAGAAGAAAACAAGCAUGAAACUAUUCGGCUCUUGGCAGACUAUCCCCCUACAGUGUGGGGCUACACCUUUGCUUCCAUUUCUUCUCAUGAUUCAUUCUGCAUGCCUAUUAGAACAUAUUAUAAAGUAUAUUUAUUCCGAAGUAUUUUAGAAAGGAACAUUGAUGUGGAGGUUUGUCUUGAAUUAGAUGUGUUUAACAAAUUCAAGGACAAAGAUGAAGGAUUCAAGAAAACUAUCAAUAGUGAUGUGAAAGGCCUUCUUAGCUUAUAUGAAGCUACAUUUCUAAGUACACAUGGAGAAGAUAUUUUAGAUGAAGCUCUUGCCUUUACAAGGAAACACUUGGAAACCUUAAUUCCACAAUUAAGUCUUCGUAUUGCAAAUCAUGUGAGAAAAGCUUUGCGGCAGCCAAACCACCAUGACAUAGACAGAAGACAGGCGAGGGAAUACAUAUGCUUUUAUGAAGGAGAAGAGUCACGAGAUGAAUCUCUUCUCAAAUUUGCAAAGCUGGAUUUUAUUCGACUGCAACUAUUAUAUAAACAAGAGUUAGCAUCACUCUCAAGGUGGUGGAAAGAUUUAAAUCUUGCAGAAAAGCUUUCAUAUAUAAGUGACGGAAUUAGCGACGGAAUUAGCGACGGAAAAAUUCAACAGAUUGCUAAUUAA
Manihot esculenta (cassava) is the source of this 669-nucleotide messenger RNA. RefSeq names its product terpene synthase 5-like. The coding region runs from base 1 to 669 and encodes 222 amino acids. The transcript is spliced from 3 exons. The record is from RefSeq and is a predicted model, not a curated record. NCBI's taxonomy places the organism in Eukaryota, Viridiplantae, Streptophyta, Magnoliopsida, Malpighiales, Euphorbiaceae. Gene Ontology annotation, molecular function: terpene synthase activity.